CGCCAUUUUUUCUUGGGUGAGAGACAAUUGACAUGCUUCUUCCUCUGAAUCUUGGGCUCAAACCCAACUGUAGAACCCUCUUCUCCUCUAUCCAAUUCAUCAGGUUCAUUUCCUUUCGCACUUUAGCACCACCCGCCCUAGAGAAGAAACAAGCGAACGAAGACCACCUUUGCGAAAUAGCAUUAGCAGCAGUGGAAGGGGACGUGGAGGAUGAGGAACCAGAGAAAGGUAACGAACUGAACAUACAACAAGAAGCCGCCCAAAUACCCUCUCCGGCGGAACACAGAUCCUCGAAGACCAAAACCGCUCGAAUUAUCGCUCGACGCAUCAAUAACGAACACUGGUCACUCGACCUCGAAUCCUCUCUGUCGCUUCUCUGCCCCAGUCUCUCCAAGACUUCCGUUCUCCAAACUCUCCAUCUCAUCAGGACCCCUCACAAAGCCGUCCGUUUCUUCAAGUGGGCUCAAGACCAUGGUUUCGCCCACAAUGACCAAACCUACUUCAAGAUGCUCGAGAUUCUCGGCCACAGCCGAAAUCUCAAUGCCGCCCGCAACUUCCUCUUCUCCAUCGAGAAGAGAUCGGGUGGGUCCGUCAAGCUUCAAGACCGAUUCUUCAAUAGCUUGAUCAGGAGCUACGGUCAGGCCGGACUUAUCCAAGAAUCUAUCAAGGUUUUCUCUACCAUGAAAUCUCUUGGUGUCUCCCCCUCCGUCGUCACCUUCAAUAGCCUGCUAUCCGUUCUGCUCCGCCGAGGGAGGACCAACAUGGCCCAGCAGCUGUAUCACGAAAUGCUAUCGGUCCCUGGCGUUUCACCCGAUGUGUGUACCUUUAACAUUCUCAUAAGGGGAUUCUGCCUGAAUUCCAUGUUAGACGAGGGCUUCCGUUUCUUCAAAGAGAUGUCGCGUUUCCGGUGUGACCCUGAUAUUGUAACGUAUAAUACGCUUAUCGACGGAUUGUGUAGGGCUGGGAAGGUUAGAAUCGCCCACAAUCUUCUCAAAGGGUUGCUUGCCAAAAGCCCCGAUUUGUAUCCUAACAUUGUUACCUACACGACCUUGAUCAGAGGAUACUGUGAAAAACAUGCCUUUACCGAGGCUUUGGCUGUCUACGAAGAGAUGCUCGGUCGCGGAAUGAAGCCCAACAGUAUCACCUAUAAUACUCUCAUUCAAGGGUUAUGCGACGCACAAAAGCUCGAGAAGAUCAAGGAAAUUUUGGAAGGGAUGAUUGGGGGUGGUGAAUUUCUCCCAGAUACAUGUACUUUUAAUACGCUGAUGACUGCGCACUGUAAUGCAGGGAAGUUGGACGAGGCAAUGAAAAUGUUCGAGAAAAUGUCGGAACUAAAAAUUCCACCGGAUUCAACGACCUACAGCGUUUUGAUUCGAAGUUUGUGUCAGAGAACAUAUUUUGAUAGGGCAGAAGAGCUCUUCGAUGACCUGUUGGAGAAGGAGAUCCUGGUACGGGACGUUGGGUGUGUGCCUCUGGUUGCUGCUUACAAUCCCAUGUUUGUGAAUUUGUGUGGGAGCGGAAAGACUGCCAAGGCCGAGAAGGUGUUCAGGCAGCUACUGAAAAGAGGUACACAAGAUCCUUCAUCUUUUAAGACGUUGAUAAUGGGGCACUGCAAGGAAGGAACAUUACAAGCAGGGUAUGAUCUCUUGGUCUUGAUGUUGAGGAGAGACUUUGUCCCGGAUUUCCAGACCUACGAUUCUCUGAUUGAGGGGUUCUUGCAUAAGGGGGAAGCAGGUUUUGCUCAAAAGACUUUGGAGAAGAUGUUAAAGAGCUCCCAUCUCCCUAGAACUUCCACCUUCCAUUCUGUACUUGCAGCACUAGUGAAAGAGAGUUGUGUUGGAGAAGUUGCUUCCUUUGUCCUGAUGAUGUUAGAGAGAAACAUUCGACCAACCAUCCAUCUUUUUACAGAUACCACUAUUUUUCUCUUCAAGAACAGGCUCCGUGAUGCUGCUUUCGAGGUUGUUGGAUCUCUAUACGACAAAGGUUACUCGGUAAAGAUGGAGGAAUUGGUGGGUUUUCUUUGUGGAAGUAGUAAAUUCUUAGAUGCUCGAGAACUGCUGCUGUUUAGCUUGGAGAGGCGUCAAGGCGUGGAUAUUGAGAUCUACAGUGCAGUGAUAACUGGUCUUUGUAGAAUUUACAAGGCAUCGGAAGCAUUUGGUCUUUACCAUGCACUGACUGAGAAACAAGGCAAAGCAUGCUUAAGCUGCCUUGGAGAUUUAAAAAUUUGCCUUGAGACUGAAGGAAAAGUAAAAGAAGCUGAGUUUGUACAUAAGAGGAUGCACUGUGAAGAAAAAGGGUAGCUUUUGG
Molecule: messenger RNA, 2307 nt
Organism: Telopea speciosissima
Lineage: Eukaryota; Viridiplantae; Streptophyta; Magnoliopsida; Proteales; Proteaceae
Product: pentatricopeptide repeat-containing protein At1g02060, chloroplastic
Exons: 1
Coding region: 33-2300 (755 amino acids)
Molecular function (GO): protein binding
Source: RefSeq, a predicted model, not a curated record